Molecule: messenger RNA, 1291 nt
Organism: Misgurnus anguillicaudatus (oriental weatherfish)
Lineage: Eukaryota; Metazoa; Chordata; Actinopteri; Cypriniformes; Cobitidae
Source: RefSeq, a predicted model, not a curated record
UGUAUCCUGAAUAACUUUAUAGGGUAUAAAGGCCCUGUUGAAAAGAUGGCUGUGCUGUCGGCUAAACCAAAGCGUAGAGCAACAACCGAGGGUGUAAGGAGCACACUCUACAAAGGUCUGACUGGGGAUUUGCCUGAUCUGUCCGUCCUUCAGGUGACAGAGGUUUUCAAAGAUUUCUCUAAAGAUGACACACCGAUGAUCUGCAGCUUGGGCAUCAGCUCUGAAAUUCCCCUGGUCGACUCCACCCUUGGCAAGGUUCAAGCCGGUAGUCCCUUGUCCUACCAACAACCUGCAAUAGCAAAGCGAAACCCCUCCUUCCAUGCUGCCCCACCACAACCAUCUGUGCCUCUUGAGAAUUACUGCUUACAGCCAUCCAGUUGUAUGUUUGUCUGCACUCAACCACAACAGCUUCACCUUGGGGGUCUGGAGGUCACCUGGGACAAGGCACACCAAUAUGAAUGUGCCACCAGACACCAAAGCACAUGUACGGAAUGGCAUCAGCUGAGGCGGCAUAGACUGACUGCCUCACGAUUCAAAGAGAUCUGCCAGGUCCGGGAAAAGACUGAAGAAGGUCUGGCUACCCGGAUACUGCAAGGGACCCGUCAGACAGCGGCUAUGAAAAGGGGGCUUGAAUUAGAGGCGGAUGCUAUCUGGGAAUAUUGCCAAAUUAAAAGGGUCAACCACUACUUCUGUGGUUUGGUGAUUCACCCUGACGCUCCUUGGCUGGGGGCGUCUCCAGACGGGAUCAUCUUUGACCCUUCAGAGCCAUGUCCAUUUGGGCUGGUUGAGAUGAAGUGUCCGAACGUCAAAAGCUACGUAGACUGUCCAUAUUUGAAAAUGGAGUCAGGCAAAUUGGAGAUAAAAAAAAACCAUGCUUAUUACUGGCAAGUGCAGGGCCAGAUGCUAAUUACGGGAAUGGAUUGGUGUGAUUUUGUGGUUUCGGCUGAGGAUGACAUACUCAUCCAGAGAGUUUACAGAGACAGUGAUGUUUUGGAUGCAAUCAGAGAAAAUGUAGACAGGUUUUAUUUUUAUGUCUACAUACAGAAAUGUGUAAUGCCUAAUGUGUAAUAUUUCAACAGUAUGAUUUUGUAGUGUUUCCAAUUAAAAGUUUUAUGUUAUGUAUGAAAUGUGAAAGGUAAAUGUUUUUAUGAUUAAGCGCAAUAAAAGUAUUUUAACACUUAAACACUACCAUUGUACUCAAUAGAAGGCAGAUGUUGCUGGCACUACAAGUGCCUCUUUGACAACUUUAAACUGCAAAUUAUUACAUGACCAUGCCUGUGAUUUUAGAUUU